AUGGAUGAUAAUGAUUUAGGCGAUAUUGGAUUUGAUCCUUAUGAGUUUGCCAAUGUGAUUGGGGAUGGAGAUCAACCCUUCUACCCUGGUAGCAGUAAGUACACGAUGUUGUCGGCUUUGGUGAAGUUAUAUAAUUUGAAAGCAAAACAUGGGAUGAGUGAUGUUUGUUUUACAGAAUUAUUGAUACUUCAAGGAGAUUUGCUUCCAGAAGGAAAUACACUACCUUCCUCUAUGUACGAGGCCAAAAAGACAUUGUCUGCUUUAGGAAUGAGUUAUGAGAAAAUCCACGCAUGUCCCAAUGACUGCAUCUUGUAUAGGAAGGAUUAUGAAGAUUCAACUAAUUGUCCUACUUGUGGUGUCUCAAGGUGGAAGGAAGACAAAGAUUCAAUCUUGAAAGAGGGUGUGCCAGCGAAGGUGGUGUGGUAUUUUCCUCCAAUUCCAAGGUUUAAAAGGAUGUUUCAAUCACAUAAGACAGCUAAGAGUUUGACUUGGCACGCUGCUAGAAAAUCAUUUGACGGUCAAAUGUCUCAUCCAGCGGAUUCCCCGUCUUGGAAACUUGUUGAUGAUAAAUGGCCAGUGUUUGGUAAAGAACUGAGAAACUUGAGAUUGGCUCUCUCAUCUGAUGGAUUCAAUCCCCACAGUUCUUUAAGUAGCAGAUAUAGUUGUUGGCUGGUUAUUUUAGUUACAUAUAAUCUCCCACCAUGGCUAUGCAUGAAAUGGAAGUUCAUGAUGUUGACCUUAUUAAUUUUCGGUCCUAAACAGCCUGGAAAUGAUAUAGACGUCUACUUAGAGCCUUUGAUUGAUGAUUUAAAAUCUCUGUGGGAUGGGAUUAGAGGAGUGUAUGAUGCACAUAUAGGAGAAUACUUUACACUCAGAGGAUAUAAAGCUUGUCCAAUACGCAGUGAUGAUACACCUAGUCACAGGUUGAAAAAUGGCCACAAAAUUUGUUACAUUGGGCAUAGAAAAUGGUUACCAAUCAAUCAUCCAUAUCGGAGGCAGCGUGCAGCUUUUAAUGGGAAACCUGAAUAUGGCACGCCUCCCAAGCCAUUAAACGAAGAAGAAGUGUUGCACAUUGUUGAAGAUAUUAAUUACAUAUGGGGCUCGAAAAAUAGGGGAAGUGUUGGUGAGAAUGAUGGUGACAGAGUUUGUUGGAAGAAGAAAUCAAAAUUCUUUGAUCUCGAGUAUUGGAAAUACCUUCAUGUGAGACAUGUCCUAGAUGUUAUGCAUAUUAAGAAGAAUGUUUGCGAUAGUAUCAUUGGUACAUUGCUGGAGAUCCCUGGAAAAAAUAAAGAUGGGAUUGCUGCUCGGUUAGAUUUAUUGAACAUGGGGGUCAAAACUGAUUUGCAACCCGAGUAUGGACAAAGACGUACUCGCUUGCCUCCGGGGCCUUGGAAUUUGUCAAGAGCAGAGAAGAGAGCGGUUUUGCAAUUCUUUCUAUGGUAUGAAGAUUCAAGACUUCUUGGACUUAAAUCUCAUGAUUGUCAUACCUUGAUGCAACAAUUGCUCCCUGUGGCAAUUCGUUAUGUUUUGGAGAAGCCUGCAAGGUAUGCAAUAACUCGAUUGUGCUUCUUCUUCAAUGCUAUAUGUGCAAAGACGGUGAAUGUUUCCAAGCUAGAUAAGUUGGAAGAAGAUGUAAACCGUACUUGUCCGGAAGGUUGCAUUGCUGAGCGGUAUAUAGCUGAAGAAGCUAUAGAGUUUUGCACCGAGCAUUUAUCUGAAGUUAAUACAGUUGGAGUGCCUUCAAGCCAGAAGAUGGGAGUUUCGAAGCCAUUAUCAGGUUGCAUAGUAAGCUUAGUUGAUCGGGACUUGUUAAACCAGGUACAUUUAUAUGUCUUGGAGAAUAUGGAGGAAGUCCUGCCUUAUAUCGAUGAACAUAUGAUCCACAUCAAGGCCACUUAUCCAAAAUUUAGAAAGAGAACAAUGUGGCUGCAAGAUAAGCACAAUAGCACUUUCAUUCAAUGUCUCCACUUUAAGGUUCAAAGUGAACUUAAUGGGAAACUUAAUGUAGAUAAACAAACGCACACACAUCAUCAACUUCCAAAAAAUUGCCUUUCUAAAUGCAAAUCUAUGGCUGCCGUCGUCAAAUUUUAA
Messenger RNA from Prunus armeniaca (apricot), 2091 nucleotides. The record is from the annotation of a GenBank genome assembly. NCBI's taxonomy places the organism in Eukaryota, Viridiplantae, Streptophyta, Magnoliopsida, Rosales, Rosaceae.